AUGAGUGAAGGUCGGUGUCGCUCAUGUUUUGCCAACAGAAACGAUUAUUCUCCCAGCUCGACCAACGAUUUUGCGCGUCUACCAUAUGAUCGCCACCAGACACCGUUGAAUUUCCUGAACUUGAACGCACCAAAAGGUGCAAUAACACGACGGAAGGUGAUACUACUAGGAGAUACAUUAUGUGGUAAAACAUUCCUCGCAAGUGCAUGGAGUCAAGGGGAUGUUCCAGAAGAAGACACACCUGUGAUGAACCACUUCAUCAGAUCGACAAAGAUUAGGGAUCGUCAAAUCGAGCUUGUCAUCUGGGAUAACACCGGUAGAGAGGGUUACGAGAUGAUGCGCCGCCUUUCAUACGAGGAUGCGCACAUAGUAUUGAUUUGCUUCGACAUCAGUGAUCCAGAUUCGUUUGAAAACAUUGACUAUAUGUGGAGCGUUGAAGCGAACGAAUACCUCCGCGAUCUACCCAAGAUACUCGUUGGGUGCAAGAAAGAUCUCCGGAAUGACAACGCGAAGCUCGACAGCCUACGCCGUCAGCACUUCAUACCGAUAUCUCCAUAUGCCGCUGACCGGCUUGCAAUAAAAAUACAAGCCCUAGCGUACUUUGAAACAUCGGCCAUCAAGAAGCAAGGCCUCUCAGAGCUCUUCGACUACGUAGCUGAGGCUGCCUUGAGAACGGUUCCAAAGUCCAAGACGAGUGGUAUAAGAAAGGCUCUCUCGAGGGGAAUAUAG
Alternaria alternata is the source of this 729-nucleotide messenger RNA. Its product is annotated as P-loop containing nucleoside triphosphate hydrolase protein. The coding region runs from base 1 to 729 and encodes 242 amino acids. Gene Ontology annotation, molecular function: GTP binding; GTPase activity. Gene Ontology annotation, biological process: small GTPase-mediated signal transduction. The record is from RefSeq and is a predicted model, not a curated record. The transcript is spliced from 3 exons. Lineage: Eukaryota; Fungi; Ascomycota; Dothideomycetes; Pleosporales; Pleosporaceae.